CGUCUUGGGGUUCAUGGCCACAUGUUUUGUUUUGGUUGGUCCAGAGAAAGAAAGAUUUGGAGAAAAUUUUCUUUCAUGUCGGGUUUAUUUUUGUCGACGGAAAAUUUUCUUCUCUCUUUCUAUUCGACGAGUCCGUUUCAUCUCCUCCGGCGAGAAUCUUCCACGGGAAAUCAUUGAGACUUUGUCGAAAUCGGAAGGGAUCAUCGAAUCGCGAGGUCAAGGGAGCUAUGAAGUUAGGUCGGUUAGCAAAAACUUUAGCAGGUGAUGUUAAUGGGAAACGACGAGAAAAAGGACUUCUCCCCAGAUCAGUUAGAGCUGGAAUAAUUGGAUACCCUAAUGUUGGAAAAUCAUCUUUGAUCUAUCGUUUAUUGAAGCGCAAAAUCUGCACUGCAGCUCCAAGACCAGGCGUAACUAGAGAAAUGAAAUGGGUGAAGCUUGGGAAAGAUCUGGAUCUGUUAGAUUCACCCGGAAUGCUUCCUAUGCGUAUUGAUGAUCAAGCAGCUUGCGAUGACAUUGGAGAGAAAGCUUAUGACUUCACCGAUGUUGCUGCAAUCCUUGUACAGAUGCUAACACGGAUUCUAGAAGUAGGCGCAGAGGCUCUUUACAACCGAUACAAGAUUCAGCUAGAAGGUAGCUGCGGUAAAAAAUUCGUGAAGACGCUUGGUCUUAACUUGUUUGGUGGAGAUAGUCAUCAAGCAGCAUUUAAAAUACUAACCGAUUUUCUCGUUGAAGAGACAUCCAUUGUGAUGAAGACUCCGUUUCACCAGAAAGUCUUUUCGUUGCAUUCACUUACAACAAGAAACAACGCCAGUCACUAUCUGAAUGACUAAACAAAUACCAGCUUAAGUGAGGCUUAUGGAGUUUAAUGCUCAAAAUUAUGAACUAUUAAUGCCUAUAUAUAUGAUGUUUAUGUUUUGAUGUAUACAUGUUUUUGUAUUUAAGACUCGUAGAUAUAAAAAAAGUGGGUUGUUGAAUAUC
Molecule: messenger RNA, 978 nt
Organism: Eutrema salsugineum
Lineage: Eukaryota; Viridiplantae; Streptophyta; Magnoliopsida; Brassicales; Brassicaceae
Product: DAR GTPase 3, chloroplastic
Exons: 5
Coding region: 228-830 (200 amino acids)
Cellular component (GO): mitochondrion
Molecular function (GO): GTP binding; GTPase activity
Source: RefSeq, a predicted model, not a curated record